UCCAGACCUGCAGGGGCAAUAGUGAGCUCCGCGCGUUGUUUACUAUCCGUCGUGACUCGGAAGCAGAGCAGCGAACACAUCGCAGGCUGUGGUCACACGUGGGUCCAGAAGUUUGUGAGUGUGAUGUGUUGUUGUCAACUUCAUUAGAAACAUGUCGAGGAGGCAGAGACCUGUCCCUGAAGCCGCACACAUGGAGGAGGAGGAGGAGGUCCAGGAACCGCCGCCGGAGACCAGACGCACACGCAGCGGCCGCAGAGUGCGCACUCCUGCCGCACUGCUGGACUCUGAGGAGCCGCUGAGGACUCCCAGCAGGAGAACCAGGAGGACAGUGCUCCAGGAGCUGCCGGCGGUGGAGGAGACAAACACGGGGGAGCCUGAGCACAAACCCGAGACUGUGCCCGAAGAGAUGUCCGACGUGUCCGCUGAACCAGAGCCCUGCACCGGGGCAGAACCAGCCGGAGAAGUUGCACAUGUUCCCAGGCCUGCAGCAGCAGCGGAGACGGUCCCCGCCAGCCCAGAGACCGUCCCCAAGAAGAAAGCCCGUCUGGCCCCGAGUGGGAAACAGAAUCCGGUCAUUCCGCUUGGAAAACCCAAAUCUGGAAGAGUUUGGAAGGACCGCAGCAAACAGAGGUUCUCUGCGUUGGUCAGAGACAAGCCGCUGUGCUCCUCUUGGGAGAAGAAGAUGCAGGCCAAGCGAGAGAAGGACCUGGUGAAACAGUUUACUUUGCAGCUCAAAGAGGACAAAGCCAAACAGAAGGAGGAAAAGAGGAAAAGGAGAGAAGACAACUUAAAACGACGCACGGAGAAUGAACGCAAAGCAGAGAUUGUGCAAGUGAUCCGGAACACAGCAAAGAUCAAGAGGAUGAAGAAGAAGCAACUCAGAAAAAUCGAGAAGAGAGACACGCUGGCUCUGCUGCAGAAGACACAGAAGCAGAACGUCAAAGCCAAGGGACAAAAGAACACCGACAAAGAUUUGACCUAAAGUCUAAUAAAAAUAAAAAUGCAUCUGUUCA
This is a messenger RNA of Paralichthys olivaceus (Japanese flounder), 1013 nucleotides long. RefSeq names its product coiled-coil domain containing 86 (gene ccdc86). NCBI's taxonomy places the organism in Eukaryota, Metazoa, Chordata, Actinopteri, Pleuronectiformes, Paralichthyidae. The record is from RefSeq and is a predicted model, not a curated record. Gene Ontology annotation, cellular component: nucleolus.